Sphenostylis stenocarpa is the source of this 1824-nucleotide messenger RNA. Lineage: Eukaryota; Viridiplantae; Streptophyta; Magnoliopsida; Fabales; Fabaceae. The record is from the annotation of a GenBank genome assembly.
AUGAAGAAGGUCAAAGUCAUUCUCACCUCCGCCCAAUCCCAGAUCCUCCACCACCGCAAACUCGCCACUCUCCCCCAAGCCCAAGCUCAAGCCCUCAACCCCUCUCUGAAGCCCGUGUUCUACGCCUCCCUCCUCCAAACCUGCACCAAAACCCACUCCUUCCUCCAUGGCACUCUCCUCCACGCCCACGUCCUCAAAUUGGGCCUCCUCGCCGACCGCUUCCUUGCCAACAGUCUCCUCUCCCUCUACUUCAAACUCUCGCCCCACUUCUCCCAGGCCCGCGCCCUCUUCGACGGGCUUUCCUUCAAAGACGUCAUCGCCUGGACCUCCAUCAUCUCCGGCUACGUCCGAAAAGCCCAGCCCACCCACGCCCUCCAUCUCUUCCUCCAAAUGCUCCGCCUUGGCCUCCACCCCAAUGCCUUCACCCUCUCCUCCCUCCUCAAAGCCUCCUCCCAGCUCCAAAACCUUCCCUUCGGCAGAGCACUCCACGCCAUUGUCGCCACGUGCGGCUUCCACUCUAACAAUGUUGUGGCCUGCGCGCUCAUCGACAUGUACGGGAGGACGCGCGUGGUCGACGACGCGCGCAGGGUGUUUGACGAAUUGCCACACCGGGACCCCGUUUGCUGGACCGCCGUUAUCUCCACGUUGGCGCGUAACGACAGGUUUAGGGAUGCCGUUGGGUUGUUUUCCGUUAUGCAUGACGGGGGUUUGGGGUUGGAGGUGGAUGGUUUCACUUUCGGGACGCUGUUGAACGCGUGUGGGAACUUGGGGUGGUUGAGGAUGGGAAGGGAGGUGCAUGGGAAGGUUUUGACUUUGGGGAUGCGUGGAAAUGUGGUUGUGGAGAGUAGUUUGUUGGAUAUGUAUGGGAAAUGCGGGGAGGUUGGGUGUGCGAGGAUGGUGUUUGCUGGGUUGGUGGGGAGGAAUUGGGUAUCUUGGACUGCUAUGCUUGGGGUUUAUUGUCACAAUGGGGAAUGUGAAAGUGUGCUUGGGCUUGUUAGGGAAUGGGGGGUGGUGGAUGUUUAUUGUUUUGGGACAGUUAUUCGUGCGUGUUCGGCGCUGGCUGCGGUGAGGCAGGGGAAGGAAGUGCAUUGCCAGUAUGUGAGGAAGGGUGGGUGGAGGGAUGUGGUGGUGGAGUCUGCUUUGGUUGAUAUGUAUGCGAAAUGUGGAUGUGUGGAUUUUGCAUAUAGCUUGUUUUUGAGGAUGGAAGUGAGGAAUUUGAUCACUUGGAACUCGAUGAUUGGAGGGUUGGCGCAGAACGGGAGAGGGCAAGAGGGGGUGGAGUUGUUUGAGGAGAUGGUGAAGGAAGGGGUGAGGCCGGAUGGGAUCAGUUUUGUGAAUGUGCUGUUUGCGUGUAGUCAUAAUGGUUUAGUUGAUCAGGGGAGGAGGUAUUUUGAUUUGAUGAGGAGGGAGUAUGGGAUUGGGCCUGGGGUGGUGCACUACACUUGCAUGAUUGAUCUUCUGGGAAGGGCUGAGUUGAUAGAGGAGGCUGAGAGUUUGUUGGAGAGUGCUGAUUGCAGUUAUAAUCAUUCCCUUUGGGCGGUUCUGCUUGGAGCUUGCACCAAGUGUUCGGAUUAUAUCACAGCUGAACGUGUUGCAAAAAAGAUGAUUCAGCUGGAGCCUGACUUCCAUCUGAGUUACAUUCUGCUUGGUAAUAUUUAUAGAGCAGUUGGCCGGUGGAAUGAGGCCCUGGAGAUCAGGAGGUUGAUGGAGGAAAGAGGGGUUAAGAAGAUGCCUGGCAAGAGCUGGAUCGAAAGUGAGAAGCAAAAGAGUUCUCCUAGUUUUGAUUUUAACAUUGUUGGGAAGAGCAUGGGAGAGGCCGCGUGA